GCGGAAGCGCGCUGCGCCUUUAAAGAAAGCAGACUCCAGGCCGUGACGCACUUCUGGCUGUCAGCCAGGAAGAUCGCUCCUGCCAGGCUGACUGGAGAAAACCAACAACUUUUCUUUUGUGUGUGAGGUUACUUUCCACCGCCCCCCUUCCUCCCGUCCUUUCAAGAUUUAAAUGCUAAUGGCGGAUUAAACCCCGUAGGUACGGUUGGCUUUAGGACUCCGGUACGUUGGGGUGACUGACUGGGAUCACCAAGAUGACGCUCCACGCCACCCGGGCAGCUGCACUCUUGUCUUGGGUGAACAGUCUGCGUGUGGCUGAUCCUGUGGAGGCCUUGCAGCAGCUCCAAGACUGCAGCGUCUUUAUCAAGAUCAUUAACAGCAUCCAUGGCACUGAAGAGGGCCAGCAAAUCCUGCAACAGCCAGUGCCAGAGAGACUGGACUUCGUGUGCAGUUUUCUGCAGAAAAAUAGAAAAUUUCCUUCUUCUCCAGAAUGUGUGGUGUCUGCACAGAAGGUGACGGAGGGGUCAGAGCUGGAAUUGGCCAAGAUAACCAUGCUGCUCUUGUACCAUGCGACCAUGAGCUCCAGAAGUUCCCGGGACUGGGAACAGUUUGAGUACAGGAUUCAGGCUGAGUUAGCUGUCAUCCUGAAGUUUAUGUUAGACCAUGAAGAUGGAUUGAAUCUUAAUGAGGACCUACAGAACUUUUUGGCAAAAGUUCCUGUCUCUUCCACCUGUUCCAACACAUUGCCUGAAGAGUUCUCCCCACCUAGCCACCAGGGCAAGAGGGAUGUUCGCUUUCUAGAGCUACAGAGAAUUGCUUCCUCUUCCAGUGGGAACAGCUUCCCCUCAGGUUCUCCAGCCUCCCCCAUGGGUGACAUCCUGCAGACCCCACAGUUCCAGAUGAGGCGGCUGAAGAAACAACUGGCAGAUGAAAGAAACAACCGAGAUGAGCUGGAACUGGAGCUGGCCGAGAACCGCAAACUCCUCACCGAAAAAGACGCACAGAUAGCCCUGAUGCAGCAGCGCAUUGACCGCCUGGCUCUGCUGAGUGAGAAGCAGGCAGCCAGCCCACCAGAGCCCAGGGAGCUUGAGGAACUACACAGCAAGAACGAGAGCCUCACCAUGCGGCUGCAUGAGACUCUGAAACAGUGCCAGGACCUGAAGACAGAGAAAAGCCAGAUGGAUCGCAAGAUUAACCAGCUUUCCGAGGAAAAUGGCGACCUUUCCUUUAAGCUACGGGAGUUUGCCAGUCACUUGCAGCAACUCCAGGGUGCUCUCAAUGAGCUAACAGAGGAGCACAGCAAGGCCACUCAGGAGUGGGUGGAGAAGCAGACCCAUUUUGAGAAGGAGCUCAGCACGGCCCUGCAGGACAAGAAAUGCUUUGAAGAAAAGAAUGAAAUCCUUCAGGGAAAAGUUUCACAGCUGGAAGAGCAGUUGGCUCGGCUGCAGGAGAACCCUCCUCACGAGAAGGGUGAGGUACUGGGCGACGUCCUGCAGCUGGAGACCCUGAAACAAGAGGUAGCCACUCUUGCUGCAAUCAACGCCCAGCUCCAAGCCAGGGUGGAGGCACUGGAUCAUGAGCGAGGCCAGCAGGAAGCCCAGCUGCUUGCUGAGAGGGGCCGCUUUGAAGAAGGAAAGCAGCAGCUGGCCAGCCUGAUUGCCGACCUGCAGAGCUCUGUCUCCAGCCUGGGUCAGGCCAAGGAGGAGCUGGAGCAGGCCUCCAAGGCUCAGGGGGCCCAGCUGACUGCCCAGGUGGCCUCUUUGACUGCAGAGCUCACCGCACUCAAUGCUACCCUCCAGCAGCAGGAUCAGGAACUGAGCAGCCUGAAGCAGCAGGCCAAAGAGGAGCAGGCCCAGCUGGCACAGACCCUCCAACAGCAAGAACACACCUCGCAGGGCCUCCGUCACCAGGUGGAGGAGCUGAGCAGCAGUCUGAAGGAGAAGGAGCAGCAGUUGCAAGAGGCAGCCAAGGAGCAGGAGGCCACCAAGCGGGACUUGGCCCAGCAGCUGGCCAAAGCAGCCGAUGUUCGAGAGGCUGCCUUAAGGGAGAGGGAUGCUACUCGCCAGCAGCUGGAGGCACUGGAGAAGGAGAAGGCUGCUAAACUGGAGAUUCUGCAGCAGCAACUUCGGGAAGCCAAAGAGGCCCAGGACAGUACCCAGACCUCAGUGACACAGGCCCAGCGGGAGAAGACAGAGUUAAGCCAAAAGGUAGAAGAACUCCAAACCCAAGUUGAAGCAGGCCACCAGAAAUGGCGCGAGGCCCAGGGUCGGGUGACAGAGCUGGAAGCCCAGCUGAAGGCUGAGCAACAAAAAGUAACUGAGCGAGAAAGAGUGGCCCAGGAGAAAGGCCAGCUCCAGGAGCAGCUCCAGGCCCUCGAGAAGUCCUUGAAGAUCGCCAGGGGCAGCCUGGAAGAGGAGAAGCACAGAGCCACAGAUGCCCUGGAGGAGAAGCAGCGCCAGGUCUCUGAGCUGGAGGCAGAGUCUCGAAGCCUGGCAGAACAGCGGAAGCAGGCACGGAAGGAACUAGAAGAAGAGAAGGCUGGGCGCAAGAGGCUAGAGGCCCGAUUGCAGCAGCUUGGAGAGGCACAUCAGGCUGAGAAGGAAGCCCUGCGGCGGGAGCUGACAGAGGCUGCAGCCUCCCAGCGCCGGGCUGAGAGUGAGUGUGAACAGCUCAUCAAGGAGGUGGCAACCUGGCGGGAGCGGUUUGAGGAGAGGCAGCGGGAGGAGGCACAGUAUGAUGCUGCCUUCCAGGAACAGCUGAUGACCCUGAAAGAAGAGUGUGACAGGGCCCGCCAGGAACUGCAGGAGGCAAAGGAGAAGGUGGCAGAGAUAGAGUCCCACAGUGAGCUCCAGAUCAGCCGGCAGCAGAGCGAGCUGGCUCAGCUCCAUGCCAACCUUGCCAGAGCCCUCCAACAGGUGCAGGAGAAAGAAGUCAGGGCCCAGAAGCUGGCAGAUGACCUCUCUACUCUGCAAGAGAAGAUGGCGGCCACUAGCAAGGAGGUAGUCCGCCUGGAGGCCUUGGUGCGCAAGGCAGGUGAGCAGCAGGAAACAACCUCCCGGGAGUUAAUGAAGGAAUCCCCGAAGGCUGGAGACAGAGAGUCCGAGUGGCUGGAAGAGCAUCCAGGACGGCCAUUCUGCAGCACGCAGGCAGCACUGCAAGCCAUGGAGCGUGAGGCCGAGCAGAUGGGCAGUGAGCUGGAGAAGCUACGGGCAGCGCUCAUGGAGAGUCAAGGGCAGCAGCAGGAGGAACGUGGGCAGCAGGAAAGAGAGGUGGCAAGAUUGACCCAAGAGCAUAGCCAGGCCCAAGCUGACCUUGCCCUGGAGAAGGCAGCCAAGGCAGAGCUUGAGAUGCGGCUGCAGAACGCUCUCAAUGAGCAGCGCGUGGAGCUUGCCAGCUUGCAGGAGGCGCUGGCCCAAGCCCUGGCAGAAAAGGAGGGCAAGGACCGGGAGCUGGCCAAGCUUCGUGGGCAGGAAGCAGCCCAAAGAACAGAGCUGAGGGAGCUUCAGCAAACCCUGGAGCAGCAGAGGGCACAGCUGGACCAGAAAGAAAAGGAACACCAGCAUUCUGCAGGCGUGGCUGAUGGAGAAGUUGCUUCUGCAGGAGCCCGCUUGGAGGCAGCUGGCAAGCUGGAGGCUCCGGUGCCUGAGCUGGAGGCGCUGCGGGCAGAAGUGAGCAAGCUGGAGCAGCAGUGUCGUCAGCAGCAGGAGCAGGCCGACAGCCUGGCGCGCAGCCUGGAGUCUGAGCGCGCUUCCCGGGCCGAGCAGGACAAGGCCCUAGAGACUCUGCGGGGCCAGCUAGAGGAGAAGGCCCGGGAGCUGGGGCACACUCAGGCUGCUUCAGUGUCCGCCCAGAGGGAGCUGACCACCCUCCGUGCCAAGGCUCAGGACCACAGCAAGGCCGAGGAGGAGUGGAAGGCCCAAGUGGCCCGGGGCCAGCAGGAGGCAGAGAGAAAAGGCAGCCUCAUCAGCAGCUUGGAGGAGGAGGUAUCCAUCCUGAACCGGCAGGUCCUGGAGAAGGAGGGAGAGAGCAAGGAGCUCAAGCGUCUGGUGGUAGCCGAGUCAGAGAAGAGCCAGAAGCUGGAAGAGAGGCUGCGCCUGCUCCAGGCUGAGACAGCCAGUAACAGCGCCCGGGCGGCUGAACGCAGCUCGGCUCUGCGGGAGGAAGUGCAGAGCCUCCGGGAGGAGGUGGAGAAGCAGCGCGGGGCCUCGGAGAGCCUGCGGCAGGAGUUGGCCUCGCAGGCCGAGCGAGCCGAGGAGCUGGGCCAGGAACUGAAGGCGUGGCAGGAGAAGUUCUUCCAGAAGGAGCAGGCCCUGUCUGCCCUGCAGCUGGAGCAUACCAGCACACAGGCGCUAGUGAGCGAACUGCUGCCGGCCAAGCACCUCUGCCAGCAGCUGCAGGCCGAGCAGGCGGCAGCCGAGAAGCGCCACCGGGAGGAGCUGGAGCAGAGCAAACAGUCAGCCGGCGGGCUGCGGGCAGAGCUGCUGCGGGCACAGCGGGAUCUGGGGGAGUUGGUGUCCCUGCGGCAGAAGUUGGCUGAGCAGGAGCGGGCGGCCCAGCAGCUGCGGGCUGAGAAGGCGAGCUACGCGGAGCAGCUGAGCAUGCUGAAGAAGGCGCACGGCCUGCUGGCAGAGGAGAACCGGGGGCUGGGGGAGCGGGCCAGCCUCGGCAGGCAGUUUCUGGAAGAGGAGCUGGACCAGGCCCGGGAGAAAUACGUCCAGGAGUUGGCAGCAGUGCGGGCAGACGCCGAGUCCCGCUUGGCUGAGAUGCAGCGGGAGACGCAGAACGCUGCCCGGGAGCUGGAGGUGAUGACCGCCAAGUACGAGGGUGCCAAGGUGAAGGUCCUGGAGGAGAGGCAGCGCUUUCAGGAAGAGAGGCAGAAACUCACUGCCCAGGUGGAGCAGCUAGAGGUAUUUCAGAGAGAGCAGUCUAAGCAGAUGGAAGAGCUGAGUAAGAAGCUGGCUGAGUAUGACCAAGCCAGCAAGGUGCAGCAGCAGAAGCUGAAGGCUUUCCAGGCCCAGGGAGGUGAGAGCCAGCAGGAGGCCCAACGCCUCCAGGCCCAGCUGAACGAGUUGCAGGCCCAGCUGAGCCAGAAGGAGCAGGCAGUUGAGCACUACAAGCUGCAGAUGGAGAAAGCCAAGACCCAUUACGAUGCCAAAAAGCAGCAGAACCAAGAGCUGCAGGAGCAGCUGCGGGACCUGGAGCAGCUGCAGAAGGAGAACAAGGAGCUUCGGGCAGAAGCCGACCGCCUGGGCCGGGAGCUGCAGCAGGUAGGGCUCAAGACCAAGGAGGCUGAACAGACCUGCCGCCACCUUACCGCCCAGGUGCGCAGCCUGGAGGCACAGGUGGCUCAUGCAGACCAACAACUUCGAGACUUGGGGAAAUUUCAGGUGGCAACUGAUGCCUUAAAGAGCCGAGAGCCGCAGGCAAAGUCCCAGCUGGAUUUGAGUAUCGACAGCCUGGAUCUGAGCUACGAGGAGGGGACCCCACGCCCUAUCACCAGCAAGCUGCCACGUACCCAGCCAGAUGGCACCAACGUUCCUGGAGAGCCAGCCUCACCCAUCUCCCAGCGCCUACCCCCCAAGGUAGAAUCCCUGGAGAGUCUCUACUUCACCCCCAUCCCUGCUCGGGGUCAGCCCCCCUUGGAGAGCAGCCUGGACUCCCUGGGGGACGUCUUCCCGGAUUCGGGCCGUAAGACCCGCUCUGCUCGCCGGCGCACCACGCAAAUCAUCAACAUCACCAUGACCAAGAAGUUAGAUAUGGAGGAGCCAGACAGCGCCAACUCAUCCUUCUACAGCACACAGUCUGCCCCCGCCUCCCAGGCCAACCUCCGAGCUGCCUCCUCCACGCAGUCGCUAGCUCGCCUUGGCUCUCCCGAUGAUGGCAACUCAGCCCUGCUCAGCCUGCCUGGCUACCGGCCCACUACUCGCAGCUCUGCUCGCCGCUCCCAGGCAGGGGUAUCCAGUGGGGCCCCACCAGGAAGGAACAGCUUCUACAUGGGCACGUGCCAAGAUGAGCCCGAACAGCUGGAUGACUGGAACCGCAUUGCAGAGCUGCAGCAGCGCAACCGCGUGUGCCCCCCCCACUUGAAGACCUGCUACCCCCUGGAGUCCAGGCCUUCCCUGAGCUUGGCCACCAUCACCGACGAGGAGAUGAAGACUGGAGACCCCCGGGAGACCCUGCGCCGAGCUAGCAUGCAGCCGGCCCAGAUUGCAGAAGGAGCUGGCAUCACCACCCGGCAGCAGCGCAAACGAGUCUCCUCAGAGACCCACCAGGGCCCUGGCACCCCUGAGUCCAAGAAGGCCACCAGCUGUUUUCCACGCCCCAUGACUCCACGGGACCGGCACGAAGGACGCAGACAGAGCACUACAGAGGCCCAGAAGAAAGCAGCUCCUGCUGUCUUGAAGCAGGCUGACCUACGCCAGUCCAUGGCCUUCAGCAUCCUCAACACACCGAAGAAGCUGGGGAGCAGCCUUCUGCGGCGAGGAGCCUCAAAGAAGGCCCCAGCCAAAGCCUCCCCCAACACCCGCAGUGGGACUCGUCGCUCUCCACGCAUCGCCACCACCACAGCCAGUGCCGCCACUGCUUCUGCCAUUGCUGCCAGCACUGCCACCCCUAGGGCCAAGGGCAAGGCAAAGCACUAAGGAGCCAGUACCAGUGCUGGCCUCACCCGGUCCACUUCCUUCUACUGUCCCUCAGUGCCUUCUCUCAGCUCCCAGGCCGGUGGUGGCCAAACCCCCAGAGACAGUGACGCCUGCCUGUACCCUGGCCUGAUAUCCGGACCUUGACUGGUGCCGUCUCGAGGCACCGUCUCAGAGCUGGCCCGGAGGCUUGUCACAUGGACAGGGUGGGCCUUCUCUCAUCUUUGCCUCCCGAUUCUUUUCUUGGGGCAGUCACUUCUCCAUCAUAGCCUGAUUAGAGGCUGCAUCUGAGAUUGAAAUCUGUGAAACUAGCCAGUCCUUCUCAGCCUCUGGAUCUAGAAGGGACCAUUGGAGAAGCUGCUCCGGGCCUACAGGAGGCCCUUGCUCCUGAAGCCCAGGAUUGGGCUUCACCUGAUAGGAGCUCCUGCCCCAGUGCUCCAUCCACCCAAGGGCACAGCUGUCCAGAGAAUGCUUUCUUCCCCACGUGCCCCUUCGCCCCCAAGGACUAAUAGGCCCUGGGGUCUCAGGGCUGGGGUAGGAGCAGCCCUUGACAAUAGCUCACAAUCCCAUUUAACCCAAACUUGCACUGGGGUGGGAUUUGGAAUGAGGGGAAGGUUUUUAAGAGUCGGGAUGGAUCUUUUCUAAAUGUUAUUACUUGUAAAUAAAGUCUAUUUUUCUCCCUUGA
Dipodomys spectabilis (banner-tailed kangaroo rat) is the source of this 7323-nucleotide messenger RNA. RefSeq names its product nuclear mitotic apparatus protein 1 (gene Numa1). The transcript is spliced from 26 exons. NCBI's taxonomy places the organism in Eukaryota, Metazoa, Chordata, Mammalia, Rodentia, Heteromyidae. Gene Ontology annotation, cellular component: spindle microtubule; spindle pole; centrosome. Gene Ontology annotation, biological process: establishment of mitotic spindle orientation. The coding region runs from base 255 to 6641 and encodes 2128 amino acids. Gene Ontology annotation, molecular function: microtubule binding. The record is from RefSeq and is a predicted model, not a curated record.